Molecule: messenger RNA, 771 nt
Organism: Apodemus sylvaticus (European woodmouse)
Lineage: Eukaryota; Metazoa; Chordata; Mammalia; Rodentia; Muridae
Product: gamma-aminobutyric acid receptor-associated protein-like
Exons: 2
Coding region: 150-503 (117 amino acids)
Biological process (GO): autophagosome assembly; autophagy of mitochondrion; macroautophagy
Cellular component (GO): cytosol; autophagosome; autophagosome membrane
Molecular function (GO): GABA receptor binding; ubiquitin protein ligase binding
Source: RefSeq, a predicted model, not a curated record
AGACCCAGGAAACCGCACUUGAGGCCGUCAGUGAAGGCAGACAGGCCUUGGUUUGGGUAGAAGAUUGCUGGACUGGUGCAGCGUCGUGGGUGGUUGCUGAGUUUGUUCGUCAAAGCCGCCCCCCAUCCCAGCACCGCCCUCAGCCCAGAAUGAACUUCGUGUACAAAAGGAAGCAUCCAUUGGAGAAGCGCCGCUCUGAGGGCGAGAAAAUCCGAAAGACAUUCCCAGACCGGGUCCCGGUGAUAGUGGAAAAAUCUCCCAAAGCUCGGAUAAGAGACCUGGACAAAAAGAAAUACCUGGUGCCUUUUGAUCUCACAGUUGGUCAGUUCUACUUCUUGAUCCGGAAACGAAUUCAACUCCGUGCUGAGGAUGCCUUGGUUCUGUUUGUCAACAAUGUCAUUCCACCCACCAGUGCCACGAUGGGUCAGCUGUACCAGGAACACCAUGAAGAAGACCUCUUUCUAUACAUCUCCUACACUGAUGACAGCGUCUUUGGUCUGUGAAGCAGCUGAGGCGGGGGUCUGGUCUACAGAGAGGUGGCGCUCCUUCCUUAACAUCCAGCUCCUCCAACACCAUCUCCUUUCUUCAGGACCUGCACUUAACCUUUGAGGCUGCCUCUCCAGCCCCUCGGCAGGAGGGUGAUGGUGGAUAGGCUCGGUCCAUCUCUCUCAUCUUUGUCCCCACCCCCAUUCCCACUCAUUUAUACUUCCUGAUUGUCAAUCUCUGUCACAUCCAAUGAUUGUUUUGAUUUCUAUUCCCUUCCUAACUGCU